Messenger RNA from Saccharomyces eubayanus, 2376 nucleotides. It is a transcript of the gene ELP2, whose product is annotated as Elongator subunit ELP2. The transcript has a single exon. NCBI's taxonomy places the organism in Eukaryota, Fungi, Ascomycota, Saccharomycetes, Saccharomycetales, Saccharomycetaceae. Gene Ontology annotation, cellular component: elongator holoenzyme complex. The record is from RefSeq and is a predicted model, not a curated record. Gene Ontology annotation, biological process: tRNA wobble uridine modification. Bases 1 to 2376 code for a protein of 791 amino acids. Gene Ontology annotation, molecular function: protein binding.
AUGGCGGAAUCUGUUGUUCCCGAAGCUAUCUUCAUAGGUGCUAACAAACAAACUCAAGUUAGUGAUCUACACAACGAUAAAAAAAUCGUUGCAUUUGGUGCAGGCAAAACUAUUGCGUUAUGGAGUCCCAUUGAGCUUAACCAUCAAGGUGUUUACUCAACUUUGAAAAGUCAUGAAGCAGAAGUCACAUGUGUGAAGUUUAUCCCAGAGACAGAAUUUAUGGUAUCCGCAUCUGAAGAUCAUCAUGUCAAGAUUUGGAAAUUCAUCGAUGACUCUCAUUUACAAUGUGUUCAAACCAUAAAACACUAUUCAAAGACAAUCGUGGCAUUGACCGCUUUGCCAAACAUCAUUGCUGUCGGUUCUGCUGAUGGUACCGUCACUUUAUGGACACAGAACACACAAACCGAUCAGUUCAGUUUUGGUCAAGAAAUUAGCAUAAAAAAAGGAUUUUUCUAUCCAUUAUGUUUAUCAUUGUCUAGGGUAGAAAAGAACAAGUACUUGCUUGCCAUCGGUGGUACCAAUGUACACGUAUUUAUUGCCUCUUUCAUUCUAAAGAAUGCGGACAUCGAAAACUGUCAAAUUGUUGCAGAAUUAGAAGGCCAUGAAGACUGGAUUAAAUCAUUGGCCUUUCGUCACCAAGAAACCCCAGGAGACUAUUUAUUAUGUUCUGGGUCCCAAGACCGUUAUAUCAGAUUGUGGAGAGUUAGGGUUAAUGAUUUAAUUGAUGACUCAGAGGAAAAUUCAUCGAAGUUGACCUUACUAAGUAAUAAACAAUAUAAAUUCCAUAUUGACGAUGAUUUGAGAGUUGGUAUUGAUUUUGAAGCAUUGAUUAUGGGACAUGAUGACUGGAUUUCAUCUCUCCAGUGGCACGAAUCUCGCUUACAACUACUAGCCGCCACGGCUGACACUUCACUAAUGGUAUGGGAGCCUGACGAGACCUCAGGUAUUUGGGUAUGUGGUCUGAGAUUGGGUGAAAUAUCCUCGAAAGGUGCCUCGACCGCCACUGGUUCUUCCGGUGGGUUUUGGUCCUGUAUAUGGUUUACUCAUGAAGGAAUGGAUUACUUUUUGACUAACGGUAAGACUGGGUCUUGGAGAAUGUGGUGUACUAAGGAUAACAUAAUCUGUGACCAAAAGUUAGGUACAUCGGGCGCUACGAAGGACGUGACGGAUGUCGCUUGGUCUCCCAGCGGUGAGUACCUAUUGGCAACUUCUCUGGACCAGACAGCAAGAUUGUACGCACCAUGGGUGUAUAACGCUAACGGACAGAAAAGAGAUGUUACCACUUGGCAUGAGUUUUCUAGGCCCCAAAUACAUGGUUAUGAUAUGAUUUGUGUUGAGCCAGUCACUAAUACACGAUUUGUAAGUGGUGGCGAUGAAAAAAUUCUAAGGUCUUUUGAUUUACCUAAAGGUGUGGCUGGAAUGUUGCAGAAGUUUGUUGGUGUUCAGUUUGGUCAAGAAAAUGAAAUGCCUGAGUCUGCCACUGUGCCUGUUUUAGGUUUAUCUAAUAAAGCCGGAGAGGAUGACGCUAAUAAUGACGAUGAUGAUGACGAUGAUGACGAAGGUAGUGGCAAUAAAGAGUCGGAUGUUAUCGAUCCUUUAUCCUUGUUGGAAACGCCACCAAUGGAAGAUCAAUUACAAAGACAUCUAUUGUGGCCAGAAGUAGAAAAACUUUACGGACAUGGUUUUGAAAUAACGUGCCUCGAUGUUUCUCCAGAUCAGAAACUAAUUGCAUCUGCUUGUAGAUCGAAUAAUGUCCAAAAUGCGGUUAUAAGAAUAUUUAGUACAGAAAAUUGGUUGGAAAUAAAACCAGCCUUACCGUUCCACAGCUUAACGAUAACAAGAUUGAAAUUUUCUAAGGACGGAAAAUUCCUGCUGAGUGUUUGUAGGGACAGAAAAUGGGCACUUUGGGAAAGAAAUAUGGAAGACAAUACUUUUGAAUUAAGAUAUAAGAAUGAAAAACCACAUACAAGAAUUAUUUGGGACGCAGAUUGGGCACCAUUAGAGUUUGGUAAUGUCUUUGUCACCGCCUCCAGAGAUAAGACUGUCAAGAUCUGGAGACACCAAACGGAACCAACAGAUGAUUACGUCAUGGAAGCAUCCAUUAAGCAUAGCAAACCUGCUACAGCUGUCUCUGUGCAUGAUGCCAUGGUGGGAGACAAGAUUUUAAUAUCGGUGGGGCUCGAAGAUGGUGAAAUCUAUUUGUACAGCUAUUUUUCCGGCAACUUCGAACUAAUAUCACAGUUGAAAGAGGACAUAACGCCAGCAGAUAAGGUUACAAGAUUGAGAUGGUCACAUUUGAAAAGAAACGGUAGAUUUUAUCUAGGCGUUGGAAGUAGCGAUUUGUCUACCCGUGUAUACUCUUUAGCAUACGAAUAG